AUGGUGAAGAAUUCGUGGACGGUUGCUGUUAACACUAGCUGCCCUAUUCUGUGUGUUAUGUUGAAACUCAAGAGGCUGCGUUAUGAUAUUAAGGUCUGGAAUAAAGAUGUUUUUGGCAACGUUGAUAAUUCGAUUGGUCUAUUUCAGAAUCAUUUGGCGGUCACCCAGAACCAGAUUUCUGAAACUGGAUAUACUGAUGAGCUCUUCGAUGAGGAGAUUCGUUUGCAAGCUGAGCUUAAUGUUGCGCUUUCUAGAAAAAAUAAUCUUCUUCAACAGAAAAGCCGUGCCUCGUGGUUGCAAGAUGGGGAUAGAAAUACGACUUUCUUUCACAGAAUGAUAAAAUUCAAACGGAGGAAUACUUUGAUUACUCGCUUGAAUAUUGAUGGGCACUUCUCGGCUCUUUUCAUGGAUGAUGGAAGCCCGAGCGCUGACCCUUUGGAGAUUGAGGCACUUUUUGAUCUGGCGGUUUCGGAUGCUCAGAAUAAUUUUUUGGUCAGUAUACCUGCGGAGAGUGAGAUUGCGGCGGAGGUCUUUGGAAUGGACGCUAAUAGUGCCCCUGGACCUGAUGGUUUCUCUGGUUCUUUCUUUCAGACUUGCUGGGAAAUUAUUAAGACGGAUGUUGUCAGUGCUGUUCAAACUUUUUUCCGGUCUUCUUAUUUACCUACUGGUUGCAAUUCCAGUACAAUGAUUCUUAUCCCAAAGAAGAAGGAUGUUUCAACUGUUGCUGAUUUGAGGCCCAUCGUUCUGUCGAACUUCUUCUUUAAAAUAAUUUCCAAAAUCUUGGCGUCAAGGCUUAGCAGGAUUGCGUCCACUCAUAUCUCUAAUAACCAAUUUGGUUUCAUUAGUGGUCGCAACAUCCAUGAUUGCAUUAUGCUCAGCUCUGAGGGAUUCAACUCGAUGCAACGUACGAAUCGAGGUUCGAAUAUGGCUUGCAAAAUUGACAUUCGUAAGGCUUUUGACACCAUUCGCUGGGAGUUCAUUAUGCAAGUUUUGAGAGCGAAUGGAUAUCAUGAGAAGUUCGUCAAUUGGAUUUGGAUCAUUUUUAGCUCUGCACGGCUCUCCAUUCUUUACAAUGGUCAGCUUUCGGGGUACUUCUCUUGUUCUCGUGGGGUGAGGCAGGGUGAUCCGUUGUCGCCGAUUUUAUUUGGGAUUGCGGAAGACGUCCUGAGUCACCUUAUCAGCAGUUGUGUGGAAUCGAGACACCUUAGUCCGAUGGGUUUCAGCCGGGCCAAUAAUUUUCCAACACACUUAUUUUAUGCUGAUGAUAUUAUCCUUUUUAGCACUGCUACGGUUCGUAAUGCUCGAAAGAUCAAGGAAAUUCUGAAUUAUUAUGGUUCGAUUUCUGGUCAGGUUUGCAGUCAGGAGAAAUCGAAUCUGUACUUCGCUAGGGGCGUGACUACGGAUAGGAGAAGGGCUAUUCAGCGUGUCAUGGGUUUCUCUGUGGGGAAUCUUCCGAUGACGUAUUUGGGAGUUCCUAUAUUUGUUGGUCGUCAGCGGGCCUCGUAUCUCAUGCCGAUCUUUGAUAAAAUUGUCCAAAAGUUUGCAAGGUGGAAAGGUCUUCAACUGUCUAUCGCAGGCCGUUUAUGUUUGGUGAGGUCUAUGAUUCAGAGUUCGAUUGUGCAUUCGAUGAUGGUUUAUAAAUGGCCUAAAUCGUUAUUGCAUUCGCUUGACCGUAAAUGUCGUAAUUUCAUUUGGACGGGCAGCAUUGAUCAGCAACCGCGUUGUUCUGUUAGUUGGAGACGGGUGUGCGCUCCUAAAGAGGAAGGUGGUCUUGGCAUUCGUUCUUUUACCUUAAUGAAUAAAUCUUUUUUGAUGAAGCUGGCAUGGAAGAUGAUAAAAGGUGAUGAUUGGGCUCAUCGGAUUAUGAGGUCCAGAUACCUCACGACCUUCAGCUAUGCCAAGCAAAAUAUUGCUAAUUCGACUAUUUGGCUCGGCGUAAAACAGGAGAUUGAUCCCUUGGUGGUUGAUUCUUACUCUUGCAUCAAUAAUGGUGCUAAUACUUAUUUUUGGAAGGAUGAUUGGCUGGGUUACAUUUUGGUGGAUAAGCUUAAAAUUCCUCACUACAUGCAUGAUUAUCUCCAUUUCUCUGUGAAAGAUUACUACUACGAUGGUCUGUGGCAUUUCUCGCCUUCGUUUGUGAAUUAUUUUCCUGAGGUGGUGGCUGAUAUUUUAUUGAUUCCUAUGAGCGAGGAAAAAGAUUCUAGAUAUUGGAAGCAUUCGCUCAAGGGGGAUGUCUCGGCGGCUUUAGCCUUCUCCAAGAAUUGUCAUCGUUACACUAUGAUAUGGGACUGUAGGAAUGCGAUUGUUUUCGAUGAUCUCCGUUUUGAGGCUCGGUCGAUUCUUACUUUUGUUAAAGCUUAUUUUAAAGAAAUGGAUUCUAAUUUUUCACGGCUUGGUACCAUCAAGAAUAAUUGGACUGACUACGUGAUUGUUAGAAGUCUUGGAAUUGGCAGUCGAGCUGCUCCUCCCCCUCGCAUGGUGGAGGUUUAUUGGUGGCCUCCGGUGACUCAUUGGAUUAAGGUCAACACCGAUGGCUCUGCUAAAGGGGCUCCUGGUCGUAUUGCCGCGGGAGGAGUUUUUAGGGAUAAUUUUGCUUAUGUCCGUGGCUGUUUUCACAUCAAGGGUGGUAGUGGGUUUGCUUUUGAAGCUGAGCUUCUCGCGGUUAUUACUGCUAUUAAUAUUGCUCAUGAUCGUGGCUGGCUUCAUCUUUGGGUUGAGUCCGAUUCGAUGUAUGUGGUGCGGUUGUUGGAGAAUCGCUCCACGAAUGUUCCCUGGCGUUUCUUAGCUUCCUGGAAGCAGGUUCUUCGUCGUCUUCAUGGUUUUUCUUUGAUUGUUACUCACAUCUUUCGGGAAGGAAAUCACCCCGCGGACAUAAUGGCCAAUGAUGAUAGACAAGAGGGAUGGUGGCCUUAUGCGAUUGACGAUAUUAAACAUGCGGUGGCUCGUUGGAUGCUUCUCGCGACAGGUGCGGUUGCUUCGUUGGGGUUUCGGUUGUCUGUUGGUGUUGGGAUGGUUCCUACUUCUUCCGUUUACAUGGUUUUUCUGGGUCUGCUGAUUUUCCUUUUAGCUUCGCUAGUUGUGGCUGGUGUCGUGCUAUUUCUGAAAAUGGAAGAACAAUCCAUUAAUUCAAAUAGUGAAACUGUUCAGUCUCAAAUACCAAAUGAUGUUGAUGAUGUCGAAAAUGAUCCUAAAGAUCUAAAUGCAAAUGAUGAUAAGACUGAAGUUGUUGAUGCUAACAUAUUAGAAUUGCAGGAUAAAGCUCACAGUGCCAUCAUCCUCAACAUGAGUGACAAAUUUUUGAGAAAAGUCUCGAAGGCGGAAAGUGCAGCUGCAGUGUUGAAGAAACUUGAAAGCAUGUACAUGGAGAAAUCGCUUGCAAACAGGUUAUAG
Messenger RNA from Salvia miltiorrhiza (redroot sage), 3390 nucleotides. RefSeq lists its product as uncharacterized. Gene Ontology annotation, molecular function: nucleic acid binding; RNA-DNA hybrid ribonuclease activity. Lineage: Eukaryota; Viridiplantae; Streptophyta; Magnoliopsida; Lamiales; Lamiaceae. The record is from RefSeq and is a predicted model, not a curated record. The coding region runs from base 1 to 3390 and encodes 1129 amino acids. The transcript has 6 exons.